This is a messenger RNA of Pyrenophora tritici-repentis Pt-1C-BFP, 4326 nucleotides long. NCBI's taxonomy places the organism in Eukaryota, Fungi, Ascomycota, Dothideomycetes, Pleosporales, Pleosporaceae. The record is from RefSeq and is a predicted model, not a curated record.
AUGUCAGCCCAGAGUUUCCAAUCUGGCACCAACGACGAGAUCAAAGACGAAUUCCAAGAUGAAACACAGCAGGACCGUGAGGUUCAUCAUCUCGCUCGCAUAUUCACAGAACAAUCUGAGCAACACAACAUUGGAUCCCCUUUUGCUGAAGACCGGAAUCAUCUCUUAGAUCCUGCUAGCGAGACAUUUUCUGCGAGAGCCUGGGCUAAAUCGUUUUACGACCUACGGUAUAGUAGCGAUGACACGGCUGCUCGCGUCGCUGGUGUUGCCUUCAAAGGCCUCAAUGUGUGGGGUAAGGGAUCGCCCACCGAUUUCCAGUCGACAGUAGGCAACAUCUUCUUGAAGCUUCCUUCAUUAUUUGGCAGGGGUCAGCAAAAGAUUGAUAUUCUACGAGAUCUAGACGGCCUUGUCCUUCCAGGAGAGCAACUUUGCGUCCUCGGACCGCCUGGUUCCGGCUGCUCUACGUUUCUCAAGGCUAUUAUGGGCGAAACUCAUGGCUUCGAAAUUAGUCCAGAAUCCUAUCUCAACUACCAGGGCAUACCUCCAAAAGACAUGCACACUUCGUUUCGAGGAGAAGCCAUUUACACCGCAGAGGUUGACGCACAUUUCCCCCAACUAAGUGUUGGUGAUACACUUUACUUCGCAGCUCAAGCUCGCGCACCACGGUCUAUACCCGGUGGUGUCACUUCAAAGCGUUAUGCUGAACACCUCCGCGAUGUUGUGAUGAAAAUGUACGGCAUUUCCCACACAAACAACACGCGUGUUGGCGAUGAUUUCGUACGCGGAGUUAGUGGCGGCGAGCGCAAGAGGGUCACCAUCGCUGAAGCUACUCUGAGCUUUGCAUCCCUGCACUCAACUCGUGGGUUAGACUCUGCGAACGCAAUUGGGUUUUGCAAGACCCUUCGAACACAGUGUGAUGUGUUUGGUGCAACUACUUUUGUUGCCAUCUAUCAAGCCCCACAAGCUGCUUACGAGCUGUUUGACAAGGUAACCGUCUUGUACGAAGGCCGACAAAUAUACUUUGGACCUACGCAAGAAGCACGCGAAUACUUCCAGCGCCUUGGAUUCGAAUGUCCUCCCAACCAGACGACCCCAGACUUUCUCACCUCAAUGACAUCAGCUGCCGAGCGUCGGAUCAGACCGGGCUAUGAGAACAAGACGCCCCGAACAUCAGACGAUUUCGCUCGCUGCUGGAAGGAGAGCACUGAAAGGGCACAGCUCCUGCGUGCAAUCGACGACUACCACCAGGCCUACCCGCUCAAGGGUGAAACCUACAAGCAAUUUGCUCUCUCAAGGAGCCUGGAAAAGUCGAAAAACCAACGUCAGAAAUCUCCAUUCACUCUCUCUUACAUGGCGCAGACGCGCCUCUGCAUGUGGAGAGACAUCCAGAGGCUCAAGGGCGACCCUAGCAUCCCUUUGACGAUGCUGAUCCUCAAUUUCUUCGAGGCCCUCAUCGUGGCCAGUAUCUUCUUCAAUCUGCCCGAGAACACAGAUUCAUUCUUUCGUCGAGGGUCAGUCUUGUUCAUAGUCAUUCUAAUCAACGCUCUUGGCAGCUUGAUGGAGAUUAUGACUCUGUACGCGAAGCGGACCAUUGUCGAGAAGCACAACCGUUAUGCCCUUUACCAUCCCAGCGCCGAGGCGAUGAGCUCCAUGAUUGUCGACAUGCCUUACAAGAUUGCGAACUCGAUUCUCGUCAAUACCACUAUGUAUUUUAUGGCCAACUUGCGUCGAGAGCCUGGGCCCUAUUUCUACUUCCUACUGGUUGGAUUCACAACGGGCAUGUCAAUGAGCAUGUUCUUCCGCCUUUUCGGUUCAAUGUCAAAGACCAUGGCACAGGCGCUUGCGCCCAGCUCCGUCUUCUUGGUUGGUAUCGCCCUUUACACCGGCUUUGCCAUCCCAGUGCAGUACAUGCGUGGAUGGAUUGCCUGGUUUAGAUAUAUCAACCCGGUGUUCUAUGGGUUCCAAAACAUUAUGGUCAAUGAGUUCAAUGACCGAUCAUUCCCCUGCUCGACUUUCAUUCCCUCUGGGCCUUCAUACGACAAUGUCGCUCCAGAGCAGCGCGUAUGCGCUACGAAGGGCUCGAGACCUGGGCUCGACUUCGUUGAUGGAACUGCAUACGUCGAGACUUCCUUUCAAUACUCGUACGGUCGACGUUGGUCAAACUACGGCCUCAUCCUGGCAAUCACCACCUUCCUAUUCCUUGCUCACUUGCUCAUGACCGAACUGGUUGCAUCUGAGCGCUCUAAAGGCGAGGUUCUCAUCUUCCGCCGUUCCAAGAUGAAGGCCAUGGCCAAGCGCAAGGGCAUAGAUGCAGAGGGAGGUGGUGCGACUGCUCACGAAGGCGAGAAAAUCACUUCAACUACCAAGUCGGAUCAAGGAGAACAGAAGCAGGUCUCGGUUUUCCACUGGGAGAAAGUCAGAUACGAAGUCCAGAUUGGGAGUGAAACUCGUACUAUUCUCGACGACGUUGAUGGGUUUAUCAAACCAGGCACCCUGACGGCUCUUAUGGGUGUUUCAGGCGCAGGCAAGACCACACUUCUCGAUGUCCUCGCAAGCCGCACUACCAUGGGUGUCAUUGGCGGCAAUAUGCUGGUUGAUGGUCGCGAGAGAGAUGAGUCAUUCCAGCGACAGACAGGCUAUUGCAUGCAACAAGACAUCCACCUCGAAACGUCUACUGUACGAGAAGCCUUGGAGUUUUCCGCCUUGAUGAGGCAGCCACCAGAGUACAAGCGCGAAGAGCGAUUGGCUUAUGUAGACCAUGUCAUUCAACUACUGGAUAUGGAGCCGUACGCUGACGCGGUUGUCGGUAUUCCCGGGUCCGGGCUCAAUGUCGAACAGCGUAAACGGCUCACUAUAGGAGUCGAACUUGCCGCUCGUCCAAGAUUACUCCUCUUCCUUGACGAACCUACUUCCGGUCUCGACAGUCAAACCUCCUGGUCUAUCUGCGAUCUUAUGGAGAAGCUCACUAAAGAUGGCCAAGCCAUCUUAUGCACGGUCCACCAGCCAUCAUCGCUCCUCUUCCAACGAUUUGACCGUCUCCUUUUGCUCGCGAGGGGAGGAAAGGUUGUCUAUUUUGGGGACAUUGGUGCCAAUUCCGAGACACUUCUGGGGUAUUUUUCCCGCGCCGGCGCACCAGAAUGCCCCCCUGGCACCAACCCUGCCGAGUACAUGCUGGGGGCCAUUGGUGCAGCGCCUGGUACGAAGGCUGAGAUUGACUGGCCUUCUGUUUGGAAGAGCAGCCCGGAAUAUGCCAACGUUCAGACGGAGCUGGCCAGACUGAGGGAACUCGCCAACCAGCCCUCUGCAGUCGCGGACAAUGUCAGCCAUCGGGAAUUUGCUGCAUCUUUCAAGGAUCAACUGAUGGCCGUCGCACUACGAUGUGGUCAGCAGUACUGGCGCACACCAAGCUACAUCUUUUCCAAAGCAGUCCUCACUGUCGGAUGCUCACUUCUGAUCGGCAUGUCCUUGUUCAACAGCGAAAACACAAUCCAAGGCCUCCAGAACCAACUGUUUGGCGUCUUCAUCUUCUUGUUCGUGGUCACUCAGCUCAUCUUCCAAAUCCUGCCCAUGUGGAUCUCCCAGCGAACCCUCUACGAAGCACGCGAACGACAAUCCAAGACGUACGCCUGGCAGGCAUUUGUUCUUUCGAACAUUUUGAUUGAACUGGCAUGGAACGCCGCCGUGGCUUUACCCUGCUUCCUCGUCUGGUACUACCCCGCUGGCUACUUUCGCAACGCCGAAGUCACCGACAGCGUCUCCAUUCGCGGUUUCCACACCCUCCUCCUAGUCGUCGCCGUUUUCAUCUUCGCAAGCACCUUUGCCCACCUCUUGAUCGCCGCAGCGCCAGACGAGUCGAUAGCCAGCGUCACAGCUACCAUCAUGUCCGUUAUGCUUUAUGCAUUCUGCGGUAUCCUCGUUAAACGCGACGAGAUGCCAAAGUUUUGGAUCUUCAUGUAUCGCGUUGAUCCCUUCACUUACCUCGUUUCGAGCUUUUUGAGCGCGACAUUGGGCCAGGCAGGGAUGACCUGCACUGAAACUGAGUUUCAGCGUUUUCUACCACCCCAGGGACAGACCUGCGGUGUGUACAUGCAGGAGUACAUAAACGGGAAUGGCGGGUACCUUCGUGAUGCACAAGCGACGGCCACAUGCGACUUUUGCCCCAUGGACAAUACGAAUCAGUUCUUGGAGAGCUUCAACGUCGAUUGGAAUACUCGCUGGAGGGACUUUGGUUUGCUUUGGGUGUACAGUGUUGUCAACAUUGCCGCGGCCAUUUUCUUAUACUGGCUUGCGCGUGUUCCGAAGGGCAAGAAGGCGAAGAAGGCGUAG